Molecule: messenger RNA, 1760 nt
Organism: Drosophila willistoni
Lineage: Eukaryota; Metazoa; Arthropoda; Insecta; Diptera; Drosophilidae
Gene: nerfin-1
Product: insulinoma-associated protein 1b
Exons: 1
Coding region: 107-1651 (514 amino acids)
Biological process (GO): negative regulation of transcription by RNA polymerase II; neuron differentiation; regulation of cell cycle process
Cellular component (GO): transcription repressor complex; nucleus
Molecular function (GO): RNA polymerase II cis-regulatory region sequence-specific DNA binding; DNA-binding transcription repressor activity, RNA polymerase II-specific
Source: RefSeq, a predicted model, not a curated record
AAGUUUAAGUUUAUAUCACAUCACCUCACCCACCAUCAUCAUCAACACCUAUCACUCAUCACCAUCACCAUCACCAACACAUCCGCUUCAUUAUCACAUCAAUACGAUGGCCACCAGUGUGGCCUCUACACCACUCCAUAGCAUACAAUUGCAAGGUGGCUUGCCUCAUGGAUUGGGUCUAUUGACCACAGUUGCCUCACUGCCACCCAAAUAUCGCAGCCGUUAUCUCAAUUUGAAGGCCAAAUAUGAAAUUCCGCUGGAUUUGUCAGUCAGCCAAAAGCCGCCAACACCAGAGCCACAAAUAGUGGAGGAGCCAGUUGAAGUGCCACUGCCCUUGGCCUUUACAGAGAUCUCCAGUGAACCAUCAUUAGUAUCGUUAGUGAAAAAACGCAAAUUGUCUAUAGAUAAAAACGAUAAUGAUGAUGAUAAUAAUGAUGAUGAACCUGCCAGCAAAAUUGUCAUCAUUGAGACGGCCAGCACUACUAGCAUCACCACAAGCACCUCUUCCUGCCCAUCCACCUCCUCUUCAUCGUCGUCGUCGUCGUCGUCGUCCUCCACAACUGUAGUCGCUGCCACAGCGUCUGUGGAUAUUGUUAGUGCCACUCCAUCGAAACCCAUUGUCGUGACAGAGUCACCGCCACGUACAAGUAAGGCUUCAACGAAUUCAGGCAAACUAUCGCGUAAUAAGGCAACUCGCAAAUUGAAAUUCGAUGAGGAAACCAGUUCACCUGUCUCGGGUACCAUAAUACGACCUCUGGAGGAUAUCACCGAUGGCUCACAACAGUAUAGCAAUGGUGAUAUAGAUCCCAAAUACAACAUUGUCGAGAUCACCGAGGAGACGAAGGCCGAAUUGGCUGCCAUUAAGAAUGUCAUUGGGGAUUACGUUUGUCGCUUGUGCCGCAUUAAAUUCGAUGAUGCCUUUGGUUUGGCUCGCCAUCGAUGCGCCUGCAUUGUCCUUCUGGAAUACAGAUGCCCCGAAUGCGGCAAGCAGUUCAAUUGUCCGGCCAAUUUGGCCUCGCAUCGCAGAUGGCAUAAGCCCAAACAAAAGGAGAAGGAGAAGGAAAAGGAGAAAGAGAAAGAAAAGGAAAAUGGCAAAGAAAAGGAUGCCUCAAAUAUCGUUGGCGGUGGCAAAAAGGAGAAUCGUAAUACUAUGAAUCAAAUAAACGAAAUGGCAUUCGACUGCGGUGAGUGUGGCAAAAAAUUUAAGCGGGCUGCCUAUUUACGCAAACAUCAGCUGAUGCAUGCCAAAAAGGACAAGGUACGGGAUAAGGAGCAGCAGCAACAUGAAAUGGAACCACAACCAGUUGUGACUACCAUAACGGGCAGUUUUAAGACCACACACUAUGCGGCCUCCACAUCAACAUCGACAUCCUCCACAACCUCUUCGACCCAUGAAGAUGAAGGCGUCUAUGUGGUUGUCGGCGGCAACGGCAGCGGCGGUGGUCCUAGAGUGGGACGACAUCCAGAGCCAGAGCCCGAUUACCUGUCCGAUUGCAGUUCAUCUACCUCCUCCAUGGCAUCGGCUGGCUAUGGACGCUUGCAGAUUGUUGAGCAUGUCGGCCUUACCGAAGAGGAAAGCAUUGCAGCGGCUGCCUUGACAAAUUUGCGUAAUUGUGCCUCGGUCAUCCAGCAUACCACCAUGGCGCAUUGAGUGAGUUUCCCACCCAACCCAAACCCCAUCCCAAAAUAACCAAGCCAGUGCAAACAAACCAAAAAAAAAACAAAAAAACGAAAAGGUUGAAACUCUUAUUGUUAAGUUA